AUAAUGAAUCAAAGACAUACUUGAGGUAAAUACAUUAGUAUGAUAAUUUCUGCUCUGUAUUGAUAAAUAUCACAACUGUUUACAAUUCUGUUGAUGUCAGUGAGCAUCAUAACUGACUAUUUGCAAUUCUAUGUUGAUAGACAUCUUCGUGUUGAUAGUUGAUAGUAUACAGAAAGGUCAAAGUGUGUAUUGGGUAUUGACCCUAAAAAGUAAAUGAUGCUAGUGUUAUGGUGACAUCAGACUGAAAAGUAUAAAAACAUUGGCACUCAGAUUAACAAAAUGAAGACUACAAAGCAUUAAAAAAAAUGUAUAGGUGGUUAAAUCUGAAAAAUCAAGACUCUUCAAAUUGAAAAAUAUGAAUAUUCACUUAAACAAGACUACCUUUUUACAUUCCUGUUUUUAAAUGUUUUAUUUUGACAAAAUAUAAUAAGCCUGUGCCUUGAGAAUUGUCCCAAAGAUGAAUUAAUAAUAUAUUCUUUGAGCAUCUGUCUUUAGAUGAAAUUCUACAAUUAGAAAAACUCAGUGCCCCAUAGGUGCUGAACUGCAAUGGAAUCCCUUUGCUCAGUGUUCUUCUGCCCAAUCAGGUGGAAUGUUUCACAGGCACAUGGUUUAUACAGCUCAAAAUAACUUGGGACCUGCGAACUGACAAAUGCUCUGGCUUCGGUGGUGACAGGUUGUCCAGCUUCUUGCAGCCAUCUUCAGUGAAACUAAGGUUGUUAACUCCUCGCUCUCUAUGGACGACUACAUUUUGUGUCCAAGGACCUGAAGACUUCCAGUGUUUCUCCUGUCAUUUCAUCUUCAAGUUCUCCUGGAUAAUUGGUAUCGCUGUGGAACACCAGGACUGGAGAUUCUCAUCUGGAUCAAUUAAAAAAAAAAAAAGAAAGCAGCAUGCAAGACGACAACAUAGAAGCUUCCACUUCCAUAUCUCAGCUUCUAAGGGAAAGCUAUUUAGCUGAAACCAGGCAUCGAGGAAACAUUGAGAGAAGUCGAGCAGAGUCUACCCCCAAUCCUUUCCAUUUUGGUAGUCUUGCUGGAGCUUCUGGAGGAGGAGGAGGAGGACAAGAUGACCUUCCAGAUCUUUCUGCCUUCCUGAGUCAAGAAGAAUUAGAUGAAAGUGUCAAUCUGGCAAGGCUGGCCAUCAAUCAAGAUUCCAUGGAGGGCAAAGCUGAUGAUUCCCAAUCUAGAAAACAUCUUUCUUCGGAUCAGGUGAAAAAUUCAACUAAAUCAAGUUCUGAUCUUAACUUCUACCAAUAUCGCCCCGAGACUCAAGCCAACUCCAAAGAAAGUACUCAGGAAACAAAGAAGCCACAGUAUAGUUCAGAAACCCAGUCCAAAAAGGUGUUCCUAAACAAGGCUGCUGAUUUUAUUGAAGAGCUAUCUUCCCUGUUCAAAGCCCACAGCUCUAAAAGAAUCAGACCCCGCACCUGCAAAAACCACAAAAGCAAGUUGGAUUCUCAAAGUAAAGGCCCACAGGAAAACAGUUCUGGCUUUUCUGGUCUGUCUGAAAGACGAGAAAGAUCUUCUAUUCCCAUCCCCAUUCCUCAGGACACUCAAGAUAAUGAAGUGAAUCAUGCCCUUGAACAACAGGAGGCUGAGAGACUUCAGGAGAUUGAACGAGUUGCCAAUGAAACAACCAGUGCUGAUGUCACCCCGGAUUCAUCGCCUUCAUCUUUGUACUAUGAAGAGCCUCUGGGACAACCGCCACGCUUUACUCAGAAGCUAAGGAGCAGAGAAGUUCCAGAAGGAACUAGAGUGCAGUUGGACUGUAUAGUAGUAGGAAUCCCACCACCUCAAGUAAGGUGGUACUGUGAAGGGAAGGAAUUGGAAAACUCGCCUGAUGUUCAAAUCACUCAGGCAGGAAACCUACACUCUCUGACCAUCACUGAAGCCUUUGAGGAUGACACAGGGCGUUAUUCAUGUUUUGCUUCUAACAUCUAUGGGACAGAUUCAACUUCUGCAGAAAUUUAUAUAGAAGGUGCUUCAUCAUCUGACUCUGACGGGGAUAUUAGUAAAGAAGAUAUGAAUCGGGUCCAGAAGUCAAAUGAGGUGUCAUCACCUCCUACUAAUUCUGCAGUCAUCCCACAGGAAGGAGCUGACACACAGCCUCGAGUGGUCCAGCAUAAUGUAUCUACCAUUCAUCAGUGUCAGAGCCCCACAAACUAUUUACAAGGACUGGAUGGAAAACCUAUAAUUGCAGCUCCUGUGUUCACAAAGAUGCUGCAAGAUUUAUCAGCCUCUGAGGGUCAACUAGUUGUUUUUGAAUGCAGAGUUAAAGGAGCACCAUCUCCCAAAGUUGAAUGGUACAGAGAAGGGACAUUGAUAGAAGAUUCUCCAGAUUUUCGAAUUUUACAGAAAAAACCCCGUUCUAUGGCUGAACCAGAGGAGAUUUGUACACUGGUCAUUGCAGAAGUGUUCUCAGAAGAUUCUGGAAAUUUCACUUGUACAGCAAGCAACAAGUACGGCACAGUGUCAAGCAUCGCACAGCUGACUGUGAGAGGUACUGAGGACCAUAGCAAUAAUGUGACUCCCCACCCAGCCAAUUCCAUGGACAACUCAACUAUUGUUGAAAACCAAUCAUCCCCACCUAACCCCGAACCCCGUUCCAUGGAGCAACCCCCCAGACCCAAACUUGAAGGAGUUCUGGUGAAUCACAAUGAGCCCAGAUCCAGUUCUCGGAUUGGUCUUCGAGUACACUUCAAUUUACCUGAAGAUGAUAAAGCAAGUGAAGCAUCCACUGAAGAUGGAGCCACGACUGCUGACCAGAUCCAAGCUGAUCUUUUACAGGAUCGGUUCAAUGGGCAGAUAACAAGGACACCUGAACCUUCCUCACCUGUUAAAGAGCCUCCUCCUGUACUAGCUAAACCAAAACUCGAUUCCAGUCAAUUGCAACAGCUUCACAACCAAGUUUUAUUGGAACAACAGCAUUUACAGUUUCCAUCUUCCUCAUCUCCAAAAGAGUUUCCUCUGAACACAAGCAUGACCAACUCUAUUGCUUCUCAGUCAGCGGCAACCACAUGCAAACAGAUGAAGGUCCCUCGGUCACAAUCAUUUACUUACACUCGACCUAAACAGUUUCUUCCAUCUCAGAACACAGUCCUGGCCACUACAUCCCCUUCUAGCUCUCCAAUGUCCACCUUCAGCAAUACACCUCAGGCAAUGCAGAGGACAGCAAGUAAGGAAAGCCUUUUGGGCUCUCAUUCCUCAGUGCAAACGAGAUCUCUUGGGACCUUUUCCAGUCAAAACGAACUGCCUUUUACCAGUCUAGCAGAAUCGUCACAGCCUCCACUCACAUUCUCUGUCUCCAGUGGGAACCAAUUUCAGCCCCGUUGUGUGUCCCCAACUACUGCCGUCUCUCCUACCAGUCGGAUUCAAAACCCGGUGGCUUUUCUCAGUUCAGUCCUUCCCUCUCUGCCAGCUAUCCCACCCACCAAUGCCAUGGGCCUACCUAGGAGUGCACCAUCUGUGCCACCUCAGGGAGUGAUAAAGAAAAAUCUAAAAUCUUCUCAGUCACUGACAGAUGACAACAUUCGUGAAAAUAAGGCUACAGUGAUUCAGGAUCUAGAAAAAAAAAUGCAUUUCAGUGAUAUCCGGUCAAGCCAGCAGGAGUACAAGAUUUCAAGCUUUGAGCAGAGGUUAAUGAAUGAAAUAGAGUUCCGUUUAGAACGCACUCCUGUGGAUGAAUCUGAUGAUGAAAUCCAGCACGAUGAGAUCCCUACAGGCAAAUGCAUUGCCCCCAUUUUUGAUAAGAGACUCAAGCACUUCCGGGUUACAGAAGGCUCUCCAGUGACAUUCACCUGCAAAAUUGUUGGAAUACCUGUUCCUAAGGUUUAUUGGUUCAAGGAUGGAAAACAAAUUUCUAAAAAAAAUGAACAUUGCAAGAUGAAGAGAGAUGGAGAUGGGACAUGUUCUCUGCAUAUUGAUUCAACCACUGGUGAUGACGAUGGAAACUACACAAUCAUGGCUGCCAACCCACAGGGGAGAAUCAGCUGUUCUGGUCACUUGAUGGUACAGAGUUUGCCUCUACGUGGUCGACUCACACCAAAUCAUUCUCAUAGGGGGAGAGCUCGGAUGCAAGAAGGGGAUAAGGAACCUUUACAGGAACGAUUUUUCAGGCCUCAUUUCCUUCAAGCUCCUGGAGACAUGGUUGCUCAUGAGGGACGGCUCUGUAGACUGGAUUGUAAGGUGAGUGGCUUACCACCCCCAGAACUGAUGUGGUUGCUCAACGGCCAACCAGUACUUCCAGACAGCACCCACAAGAUGCUGAUUAGAGAGACCGGAGUCCACUCUCUACUUAUUGACCCUCUUACUCAGAAAGAUGCCGGGACCUACACAUGUGUUGCUACCAACAAAACGGGACAGAAUUCAUUCAGUCUAGAGCUCACGGUAGUAGCCAAAGAAGUGAAGAAAGCACCUGUGUUCCUAGAGAAGCUACAAAACAGUGGCGUGCCUGAAGGCCAUCCUGUUCGAUUGGAGUGCCGGGUGGUGGGCAUGCCGCCUCCUGUGUUCUUCUGGAAGAAAGACAAUGAAACCAUCCCUUUCACCAGAGAAAGAAUCAGCAUGCACCAAGAUACAACAGGUUACGUCUGCCUCCUCAUCCAGCCAGCCAAGAAAGCAGAUGCCGGAUGGUACACGCUGUCUGCCAAGAAUGAAGCUGGCAUCGUGUCAUGUACUGCGAGGCUGGAUAUCUACGCCCAGUGGCACCAGCAGAUCCCACAGCCCAUGUUAGUACGAACCAGUGGCAGCCGCUAUGGAUCUCUCACCAGUAAAGGACUUGACAUUUUUUCGGCCUACUCAUCUGUGGAAAGUACGAUGGUGUUUUCGUGUUCUUCCCAAAGUAUGGUGGAAAGUGAAGAACUUUAAAAACCUCAGGGCUCCUGCUGUGGAGGUGAAGGACUGUUGAGAGAAAAGAAGCCCACUGUCAACAACAUGAAGAGAGAAACCAAGACCCAGGAGGUUUCCAAGCAACUAGUUUUUAGUAAGUUAUCACACAGCUGGACUUGUUGCAAGGAAUACUCUGAGCAAGCAGACUGGGGAGUCUCCCAGUCACAGCAGAGGAAGAAAGGGAGUGCCAAAAGAGAAAUGAGGAGGUACAGGAUAUUUAAACCAAAAACGCCACACAGUAGUCUGCACUACUCUGGGCAAAAGCUACUGCUAUGUCCAUCCCACGCUGUGUUAGAGAUGGGUAGUGCUACACAAAAUGUUCUCAGAGGCAAUAAGCUUGUGCUUGUAAGGUACGCCCCUUGAACUUCUAGAGUAGGGCUAACUCGCCAAAUUCAAGAGGAGGGAAAGAGGCUAAGAGAUCACGACCUCUUUUCUCCAGUCGUGCCGUAGUCAUUGGAGGAGAGCUCCUCAAAUCCACUUUGUUAUAGCAUUAUAGAGGGGUGACAUAGAACAUAUGUACGUAAAGAAACAAGAUCCUCUUUUUCAUCUUGGGCAAACUGAACCACACUAAGUUGCCAAGAAUGAAUGACGUCUUUAUCAUAGGAAUACAAAACUACACAAUGAGGUACAUUAACAUCAUGUAAUGCACAGAUAUCUCUCAUGCUGUCGGUUUCAUUUUUUUUCUGUUUCUGAGUUUGACUACUAAAUUAUAUUUACCAAGGAUUGAUUUUCCAACUUAUGUCAUAACCCCUUUAUUUCUGAUUUUUUACACUCCUGUAACUUGGAACUGGUAGAGUACUUUGGUUAAACUAGCCAAAGAGAAACUAUGGAGAAAUGUGGGGAAAUCUUCAACACCAUUUAACAUAUGUAUAACUUCUAGAAUGGGAAGAGAUCAUCUCAUAUAAUGCAAUAGCUUAGCACAUUGAAAAAUUAGAAAGUAAAGACUUCAUCAGAAACCUGUAAUUCAAUGAGGAAAGAAGAUAAUGUAAAAUUAAAUUGAAGAGUUAUGGAAAAGUCCAUGAUUUAAAUUUCUUCACUAGAGCAAUGGGCUAUUAGGAAAAGCCACCAUUUUACAUUUGUAAACACUUUCAGAUCUUCCACUCAAAGGUGGUGUGGAAAUAGAAACUAUUAUGCUAAAGUAAAAAGUGAGAGGAAGGGGAACCAGCAUUUCUGAUUCUCAUUCAUCAGUUCAGACUCUGUCCUGGGAGAGGGGCUGUUUCUACAGGGACAUGAGUUGAUGGUGUCUCUCCGUUGAUUUUGGGGAAUAUCUCUAGUCGUCUUCUUCCCGAUUUUCCCACAGAGGCCUAGGGAUCAAAGGAGCCUAGGGAAAGCUGUUCAUUUGUUGAGCUCUUACUAUAUAUAGUAAGGGUACCCCGGAAGGGACACAGAGAUGAUUGUUGCUCUCAGCAGAUGAGUAAGCUGUGUAAAUGACUGCCAGUCCUCCAAGCAUGACCGGUGCAUGCAUGUUUCUCUACCACUAAAAUCUGUUCUUGAGUCAGAAAGAGAUUCUCAGGUUCAGUUUGCAGAAAAUUCAAUUUCUGACUAAAAAUCACUCAGAAACUGGCCAUAAAUGCUGGUUUUUCCAUUCCUAAGGAGUAAAGGAAGUUAUUCAGAGAAAAUGCUAGACUCAUUAUUUGUCCAAGUAAAAUUUAUGGUACACAUAGUGAUAUUGUAUGGAAAAGAUGCCCUGCAACAAAAUGGACUACAAAGCCAAUUUCCCUAACCAAAGGCAUCCUAUUUCCUCAUUGAUUUGUAUUACAAAGUUGAAAAUUUUUUUGUUAGAAAAAAUAUUCAGUUAAAUAAGUUUCAAAAUGUUUUUAGUAGGAAGAGAUAGUUAUUGUCUGGAACCAUAAAUAUACUGUAUAGACAUCACUGUUCUGACUCUUCCCCUCUACUACGUUGUUAGUCUCUCACACAUCCCUUUUUUCCUAAACCCCAUAAAUCUCCAAAAUUAGAAGAUUCUUGGGUUUGAAUCUCUCAGAACUCAGAUUUUCUUUCAUGUCACUAUUUAUUUGUUUAAUAUCUAUUAGUGAGCUGGGAUACAAUAUCAAACCGUCAGAGUAGAAACUACUUCAAGGAGAGGACCAUUUGUAGAUCUAUCUCCAACAUCACCAAACACAGGCUCUUGCACUUAACCCAUAAUUAAUAGCUUUUAUUAUAUGAAUGAGCCCCCCUCCCCCCUUUUUUUUUAACCAAUAGGGACUACAUUCUGAUUCAGAAUAUCUUCUAGCCUGAAAGUCCCUUCCUCAAAUUUGAGAUUUGGGUGUAGAAAAAGUGAAUUAGUGCCAUAAUUCUGUGAGUUUGAGAUUCUAUAAAAAGAGUUCAUGCAAAAGAUAAGAUAUAAUUAUGAGAAAUUUAGUUCUGGAAAAUGGGGAAGAGGAAACAAAUUCCAUAUGAGUCACUGGAGCGCCAAUCCAUGGAAUUAAGUUCAUAGAGAACCACCUUAUCACCUUUGAGCCAAACAAUUAUAAUUGGCAAACAUUUGUUAAGCACCUACCUAUAUACCAGAUACAGUGUUUUCUAAUUCUGACUCAAUAGAAUGAGAGAGUCAGAACUCCAGGUCUGUAAUGUUGGAUUACGGAAGUACAGGAUCCUCUGCUCUGUUACAGUAUUCACUGGUUGCUGAAUUACAGUGAAUUCUGGAAAGGUCGAAAGACUGCAUGUUGACUUUGUAGGACUUCACUUUUGUUUUUUCAAAAUGAUGCAUAGAAUCUGAAUGAAGCUGGUUUAGCCAAACAGACCUUUUGGGUGAAAGUUCCACAUAGAUUCGAUGAUUGUACUUCUUCCCUAAUGCAUCAAAGGGCCUUUCCAAAGUCAACUCUUGUCUAGGCACCAAAAUCAGAAGUAGGGAGAAUAUAGGGAUAAUCUCAUUUUAGCAAAUAGUUAAGACCUCUUUCUUUGAUAUUUUCUUUCAAAAUCUUAAGAGGCAAUAAUAUUGACAAGAAUGCUAAUUCCCCUUUCUGCUUCUGCCUGUCUUUGAAAGGGAAAUGGCCAAAAAAGUUGAAAGGAAAGGGAGCAAGAGAUUGAACAAACCACUCAUAAAAUACCUGGAAAUAUAUAAAAUUAUCUCUGUUCAAAUAUAGUUGGUUUAGUGACAUUGUAUUGUUUUCUUCAUCAAAACCCAAAGCAAGAAUAAGAGGUACAAUCCGGUUCUCUCAAAUUACUUUCCUCAAGCUCCCAUCUAAGUCAAAGAUGAUGUCAGCUAGGAAUAUGGGCAAUCCACCAGUGGAAUUCCAAUAUAGGAAAUCCCUAAUUUAUAAAUGGACAGUAUUCCAGAAGUUCAUUUAUCAGUAAGUUGUCUUUGAAGCAAAAUCGUGUUAAAGUGGUUUUUAGGAUCCCAGAGCAGCCUGAGUGAUCCCAAACUUACAGUUCAGAACUACUUCAGAGGUUCACAGCCUUCCAAGUAAUAUUAUGAAACCUUUGGAAGGUGAUACCAAUAUUUUACAUAAAUGUUUUUGUGAAGAGAAACAUUUAGAUUCAUAAUAGUUAUAUAAACUUUAAAAAAGAGAGACAAUUGAGUUUGAGACUGCUGAGUUAAUCUGUAAUGUGGCACUUAGAGAACUAAUUUGAAUUCUGAGUCCUGGUAACAGGCAGGUUUGUGAUAGAAAAAUACGAAAAGAGAUAUUCUCCCUUCGCUGCACAAAGGGCUGACCCUAGGCAAAAAAAGUGGAAGUUUUAAAAUCCAGUUUCUCUUUGGAGCCAUCUCACCCCCCUUUUUAAAAUUCUCCUCCUAGCCUGACUAGAAGCACUAGCCCCAAGACCCCCGAAUCAUUCUCUCUAGCUCCAAAAUUCUCUACCUCCCUUCUCUCCCAAGCUUUAGAAAGACAACAAGCUUACAAAAGCUAAAUCUUCUCAGAGGAAGGCCCUGGCCUUUUUAAGAGAGGAUCCUUGCUGACACAAAUAGCUCUAAUGAACAAGAAAGUAUAACAAUGUGAAAUGAAAAUUUCAGCUAAAGUAAGAGAAUUUAUUUUGACCUGCAAGGGUUGCCAAAUAAAUAGACUUGUGCUGUUUGGGCCUUCAUCCCUGCACUUAACUCCCUAAACCAGUCCUCUUCUUCAUAACUCUUCUUCAUCCAUUUGUGAACCCACCAGUUCUCUAAGAUAGAAUCCAAGGCCUCUAAGCAGAGGUCUUGCGUGAAGGGUGGGAAAGGGGAAAGAAGUGGGAGUGGGAUGGAUCUGGACAGCAAUUCCACUGUUGAUGCUGGGGGGUUGUCAGCUGACUGCCCCAUCCUCUCAGCAGCUCUGGCAUCUUCAGCACCCAGGCGAUUUCAGACCUUUUAGGAGGGUGGCCAAAACACUCACCACCAACUGGAAUGUUGAGGACACGGCUGAGAACAACUUUCUUUAUUGAUUAUCUUUCUUUGUUAUUUAAAGAAAGCUUUGUCUUUGAGGAGGAGAAAAAGUGGGUUCAAUCAAGCCUGAUUAAACCUCCAUUUGGAGUUCUCUUGGAAAGAUACUGGACUGGUUUUCCAGUUCAUUUUACAGAUGAGGAGCUGAGGCAGAGUUAAG
Messenger RNA from Sarcophilus harrisii (Tasmanian devil), 9389 nucleotides. RefSeq names its product myopalladin (gene MYPN). NCBI's taxonomy places the organism in Eukaryota, Metazoa, Chordata, Mammalia, Dasyuromorphia, Dasyuridae. Bases 889 to 4860 code for a protein of 1323 amino acids. The record is from RefSeq and is a predicted model, not a curated record. The transcript is spliced from 20 exons.